Molecule: messenger RNA, 798 nt
Organism: Penicillium canariense
Lineage: Eukaryota; Fungi; Ascomycota; Eurotiomycetes; Eurotiales; Aspergillaceae
Exons: 2
Coding region: 1-798 (265 amino acids)
Biological process (GO): carbohydrate metabolic process
Molecular function (GO): hydrolase activity, hydrolyzing O-glycosyl compounds
Source: RefSeq, a predicted model, not a curated record
AUGUAUCCUUCAUCGCUCCUCCUUGCCGCCUUACCAUACCUGAUAUUAGCAUUGCCGCGCGACAAGAAUCGACUGGCAAAACGCGACAGCACUCUGAUUCCGACAACAUGUUUCGACUCCACCUCGUCGCUUACAGAAUAUUUCAACUACAACUACCCAUGGGGCGACACCCACAGCGGUGCCGCGAUUAUGCAAAGCUCCAACGCGGUGAUCUCGACCGUGGGGACCCUGACUCUGAAUGCGACGUACACCGGAAACUCAGACUACGCCUAUGUUUACGGAACUGUCUACGCGAAACAACAGUUUACCGUCGAAACAUCAGGUGGCUUGGACUUCUCCGCCGACUUCAUCGCUCCGGUCGAAACGGGCACAUGGCCUGCUUUCUGGCUGAAUGGCGUGAACUCGUGGCCUCCGGAGGUUGAUAUCGCUGAGUGGAAAGGCACUGGGGAUAUCAGUUUUAACACCAACACCUCGAGUGAAGUAACAGCGGAUGAUGUUGUCUACCCCAAUCCAACAGACUUCCACACGAUCCCUGCGGAGCUGCGUGAUGCGAAUGGAAGCGAUGUGCGCAUUAGCUUCUACCUUGACCGGACGCUCAUUACUACCCAAUACGCUGCGGGACUCGUUGGGCAGCCUUUAAACCUGAUCAUUGAUUUACAGAUGGAAGGAAGCAGUGGCAGCACAGGACCUACAGGAAAUAGCGAAUCUAGAGGUGCUGGACAAGAACUCCUGAUCGAAUCUUCGAGUGCCAUCAUUCUUGCUUCGAGUUCGGCGAACUCAAUUUUGACCAAGGCCUAA